Knipowitschia caucasica is the source of this 873-nucleotide messenger RNA. The record is from the annotation of a GenBank genome assembly. NCBI's taxonomy places the organism in Eukaryota, Metazoa, Chordata, Actinopteri, Gobiiformes, Gobiidae.
AUGGGGGUGUUAACUUUGGAUGAAAACGUCCUCUGUCUCAGUUUGGUGAUUCAGACUCAUCUCUCGGCUCUGGUCUCCCCUCUCCCCUGCUCUCUCAUCUCUCCCCUGGCCUUCUCUCCCUCCUUCCCCUGCUCUAUCCAACCUCUCCCCUGGCCUCCCCUCUCUCCUCUGGCCUCCUCUCUCUCCUCUGGCCUCCCCUCUCUCCCCUGGCCUCCUCUCUCUCCCCUGGUCUCUCCCCUCUCUUCCCUGGCCUCCUCUCUCUCCCCUGGCCUCCCCUCUCUCCUCUGGUCUCUCCCCUCUCUCCCCUGGCCUCCUCUCUCUCCCCUGGCCUCCCCUCUCUCCUCUGGCCUCCCCUCUCCCCUGGCCUCCUCUCUCUCCCCUGGUCUCUCCCCUCUCUCCUCUGGCCUCCCCUCUCCCCUGGCCUCCCCUCUCUCCCCUGGCCUCCUCUCUCUCCCCUGGUCUCUCCCCUCUCUCCCCUGGCCUCCUCUCUCUCCCCUGGUCUCUCCCCUCUCUCCCCUGGCCUCGUCUCUCUCCCCUGGCCUCCCCUCUCUCCCCUGGCCUCCUCUCUCUCCCCUGGUCUCUCCCCUCUCUCCCCUGGCCUCCUCUCUCUCCCCUGGUCUCUCCCCUCUCUCCCCUGGCCUCCUCUCUCUCCCCUGGCCUCCCCUCUCUCCCCUGGCCUCCUCUCUCUCCCCUGGUCUCUCCCCUCUCUCCUCUGGCCUCCCCUCUCCCCUGGCCUCCUCUCUCUCCCCUGGCCUCCCCUCUCUCCCCUGGCCUCCUCCUCUCUCCCCUGGUCUCUCCCCUCUCUCCUCUGGCCUCCCCUCUCUCUUCUCUCUCCCCUCUCCCUGGUGUCGUCCUCCUCGUUUGCCUGUGUAA